Papaver somniferum (opium poppy) is the source of this 855-nucleotide messenger RNA. RefSeq lists its product as uncharacterized. The transcript has a single exon. Lineage: Eukaryota; Viridiplantae; Streptophyta; Magnoliopsida; Ranunculales; Papaveraceae. Bases 1 to 855 code for a protein of 284 amino acids. The record is from RefSeq and is a predicted model, not a curated record.
AUGAUUCUCCUGGUGUAUGUGGAUGACAUUAUUCUUGUAUGCACCUCUGAAUCUCUACUUACUUCUUUUAUUGACUCUUUGAAGUCUGAAUUUUCCAUGAAGGAUCUUGGACCCUUACACUAUUUCUUAGGGAUUGAAGCUACAUUGGAUUAUUCUGCUCAUAAGCUGCUUCUUACACAGAACAAAUAUUCUAUUGAUAUUCUCAGGAAACAUGAUAUGUUGGGUUGUAAACCUUGUAAAACUCCAGUAGGAUCUGGUCCAAGGGUUUCUGCUUAUGAUGGUGAUCCACUCAAAGAUGCUGCCUCUUAUAGAAGCUUAGUGGGUGGACUUCAAUAUUUGACGCUUACUAGACCUGAUAUUAGUUUUGUAGUAAACUAUGUGAGCCAGUUUAUGCAUAGCCCUACAGAUAUUCAUCUUCAGCUUGCUAAAUGUAUUCUCAGAUACAUUAAAAAAGGUUUUCUGGGUCAAGGUAUUACUUUGAGCAGUGGAAAUUGCUCAGAACUUACUGCAUAUUGUGAUAGUGACUGGGCCGGUUGUCUUGAUACCAUAAAAUCCACCUCUGGAUAUUGUGUUUUUGUGGGAGGUAAUUUAGUUUCCUGGUCUUCCAAGAAGCAACACACUAUUUCUCGAUCUUCCACAGAAGUUGAAUACAUAGGCCUUGCAAAUGCAGCAGCUAAAAUUCUCUGGCUUUCCUAUUUGUUUGAAGAAUUAUCUAUCUAUUUAUCUCUUCCCUGUCGUUUAUACUGUGAUAAUCUUGGUGCUAGCAGUUUAACAGCAAAUCCAAUUUUCCAUGCGCGCACUAAACACAUUGAGGUGGAUUAUCACAUGAUCAGAGAGUUACUACUGGUUUUCUGA